UUCAAUUGAUCAUGCAAUCCGGAAAGCCAUUGGUUACGAAGCUCCCAAUCUCAGCUACCGUAUACGAGCUAAAGGCUGAGCUUCAGAGCCUUCUCAAUAUUGAGCCGGAAACAUUGGAGAUUUCUGCAUCUGAUGUAACGUGUGCCGAUUCAGAUCUUUUAAUAGAAGUUGUUGGUCUAGGCAAAAACAAACAAAUUAAGCCGGUUGUGUCUUGCUAUGAAGGCAACAAUUUUGUGGGCUUGAUACUAUUUUCCCUUGGGGGCGAGGAUUUCGCCGAUCCAUUAGUCGAUAAUUCGGUGUCAGACUCAAGUAUCGAAGAUAGUGAAUCUUCCGUCAUUGAGCUAUCCUCGGGAUCUAGUGGCGGAUCCGUCCAGCCAUCCACUAUUGAUUGCAAGCGAGGUAUUAAACGAAAAGCCCAAGGACAUGAAAUAACCAUAGAGACUAAACGGAUCAAAUAUGUUCUCGAAUCCAGUGAGGAGAGUCUAGAAAACCACUCGUAUGGAGAUAUGCAGGAGGCAUGCGAUAUGGAGGCUGCGGAAUAA
Molecule: messenger RNA, 542 nt
Organism: Drosophila willistoni
Lineage: Eukaryota; Metazoa; Arthropoda; Insecta; Diptera; Drosophilidae
Exons: 3
Coding region: 12-542 (176 amino acids)
Source: RefSeq, a predicted model, not a curated record